UCUUAAUUCAAAUUCCUCUACAUAGGUAAGAGAUCCGCGAGCCAUUUAACUUGACUCUGCAAGUUUGGUUGAUCAAUAUUUGUUGCUGGGUUAGCAAUAAAGCAAUAAAUGGCCAUGGCCACAGCUGUCUUCUGUCCUCAGAGCAUCACCGGAGCCAUAGUGAGCUCAACUAGCAAGAGCAACAAGAGAAUGAACAAAGUGGUAUACGUAAGAGGGCUAAAUUCAUUUGGUGGACUUAAGGCCAGUAAUGGGGUGGUCUCCUUGGGGCUUCCUUUGAGCACUGAGAAAUGCUUUGCUAAGAUUGUGAGCUCAGUGAAAGCCACAGCAUCAAAUGGAAAAGGAAAGGGAGGAGGGGCGCUCUCAUCUAAGUGCAAUGCUGCAGAUGAGAUAUUCACGAUUGCUGCUAUUAUGAAUGGUCUUGUUCUCGUUGGGGUUGCAGUUGGUUUUGUCCUCCUACGAGUCGAAGCAUGGUUUGAGGAGUCCGAGGCAGAGUGAAAGCUUUUAAUCACAUGACCAAGUAAUAUUCAGAAUAGUUGGUUAUAUGUUUGUAUAU
Molecule: messenger RNA, 553 nt
Organism: Gastrolobium bilobum
Lineage: Eukaryota; Viridiplantae; Streptophyta; Magnoliopsida; Fabales; Fabaceae
Exons: 1
Coding region: 109-495 (128 amino acids)
Cellular component (GO): cytochrome b6f complex
Source: RefSeq, a predicted model, not a curated record